Molecule: messenger RNA, 3339 nt
Organism: Laetiporus sulphureus 93-53
Lineage: Eukaryota; Fungi; Basidiomycota; Agaricomycetes; Polyporales; Laetiporaceae
Exons: 4
Coding region: 1-3339 (1112 amino acids)
Molecular function (GO): DNA binding
Source: RefSeq, a predicted model, not a curated record
AUGGGCGCCGCGGCCAUCAAGGAGACUAAUCAGGACGUCUGGCACGGUUACCGCCAGGGUCUUGCCGCGUCCGUUCAACUCUCACAAAGCGCGUGCUCUUCCCUCUGCCUUCCUUUCUCCCCGACUGCCAACUCUCCACCUCUUCCUCCGUCCCCUCUCCUUUCUCCCUCCUGCGCUCUUCUUCCUGAACCUCCCAUCUCUUCUGUCCUUGCCUCCCUCGCUGGCCGACCUCUCCUAGAUUGCUCUAUCCCCACUAUUAAUGAUCUGCACCACAUGGUCUCCCCAGUCGCUGUCUCUGGCUCUCAAUCCCAGCCUGCCGUUCAGCACCAGUAUGGCACACGUAUCCGCUCCAAUUCUGUUCUCAAGCCUUCUGCGCGUCUGCGGCAAUCCGCGGACACCCCGGUCGUCCACCGACGGAUCAAACCCGUCCCGACGCUAAAGGCGAAGGCAGGUCCUGUGACCGAAGACGCGCCGCGCGACGACCUGCCCCCCUUCCCGCCGCCACACGUCAUGCUACACUCCGAAGACGCAAACAACAAAGUGCUGCUUGCCAUAGGCCGGUCCUUCAUAUCCGUGGAUAAUUGUGCUAUGACCGUGAAGGAUCUUGCAGAAUUGACAAUGAAGUACGGUUUGAUGUGCCAGAAUGUGUCCGCAGCCGGCCAAGCCAUCACAACUUACAUUCGGAGUCACCUCCAGCGCUGCGAGGUUGAACAGGACCAACCGCUCCUUCUGCGGCACGUCAUGUCCGGUACACAGUUUGACGACGAUCUAGGCCCCGCUCUCUAUUCUCGCGUGGGCGGUGCGCACUGUGCUAUCAGCGCCUCCGACAAGCGCAUCACCAAUUUCAGGCGUGGCACUAUGGUCUGGUAUCUGAGCAAAGCUGCCGGCGCACCUUGCCCAUUUGCCAGGGUUGGCAUCCGACUCUGCGACUACACCGAAAGCGGCAAGGUCGGAAGCGUUUUGAACACCAGCCGAGAAAAGAAGCGUGAGAGGGAUCGUCUCCGCCGCGCGGUGCAAUGUGGCCAGAAACGGAAGCGCCUAGUGCGGGCGUGCGCUGACAAAGGAUCUGAUUCUGAUUCUUCGAGCGAAGAAGAGAAGCGGCCGCCAAAAGUAAAACUUACAUUGCGACUGCGGCCAGCCAUGGCGGUUUCGUCGUCGGUAGUAUAUGCGCCUUCAAGUCCCAUCCAGUCCACCCAAACACCCGAGAUUACCGACCUUUUUAAGCACAAGGAGGAAUUUGACGGUAGCUCAGACGCUGCGUCCGACGCAGACUCUGACACAGACUCCGAGAGUGCUUCGGAGUCUGAAGUGUCCUCGUCAUUGGAAGAGGAAGAAGAGCAAGGAGAACUCUCCUUGGACGUUUCAACGUCAGGCUCCCCACUUCGACAAUCAGUCCAACAAUCAUCCCCACAACCCCAUUUACAGCACUCGAGCUUUCGACGGUCUCCCUCCGUCCCGUACAGUGUAACGUCUAUAUCAUCCCCACCGGACUCGGAGCUCGAAGACGACGACUUUCACAUCAGCAUGGCGCGGAGACGAGGGCGUUUUGGACUGGGGCUGAACUCAUCAGAUGAGGAAGAAGAUGAAGAUGAUAUGAGCCUGGAUGAUAGCUUCUUCGACUUCGAUGCGGACACUGAUACGCAAUGGGAAAGCCCAGGCCCGCGCUCACCCUCUGCCCAGUUUGAAGAUGAAGAUGUCGUCGUCAAGCAAGAGUCGAACGACGUCGGCGGCAUCCUUGAGGCCUGGGAUCACCUUGACACUACGGCUGCGGAUAGGAAGGCUGUCGCAAUUACCAGUGGUAAACUCUCAGCAGAAGUCAUGCGGCCGAAGAUGGAGUCUCUGGACUCGUGGCUUUACGAAUGCUUCGGGAGCAUGAGCACAGACGACCUCGUUUACGGCAAUGGUGAAAGUGAUCUCUCGCGUAUCAAGCAGGAAGAUAUUGAAGCGGCGGUACCUUUUUUCGACGGUCUGCUGCCUGACUGCACUUCACCGGCACAUCAUGCUUCUCCCAGGUCUUCUUCCCCUGUUCCCACGACGCCAUUCUCUGAGGACUUCCUCGCACAGCGACAUAAUAGCGAUAUGCAAUGGCGUGACGCAGAGCUACUGGGACCAGACAGUGUGGAGCCGCACGACUUGGACGCCGGCGAGUGGUCAGAGGGGUGGCGGACGAACGAGCAUGCGGCGGAGGCGGCGACUGCAGGAGCGCGCGCUGUGGUAAACGCGAAUCGUGAAUCGAAUGGCACAUCACCUCAGUCGACACGUGUUGGCCCGCUCCUCCCGCCGCUUAACUUAGCGCCAAGCGACUCGCAAAUCAAGCAUGGUGCCCCCGUGUUCGAUGUGACCUCGCCAACUCUGCUUUCCUCAUUGACGUCUCUGUCGAUCCACACUCCCACGUCACCGGAAGCACUAAGGAAAGACCCGUUCGGACCCCCUGACGCGAAGGCUCCUUUGCAGGAAAGAAGGCUGCCUGACUUGUUGAGCGAUGACAUGAGUGUCGUGCACACAUGUCAGCCCUGCGAACCUGCGAUCAGUGCGAGGCAGCUGGAAGGCGUUAUCGUAUAUCAGAUGACGCUGGGGUCGUCGUUAAUAUUGCGAAGAGCCGAUACGGACUUCGUGAAGGUCGACUGUAUUGCCAGGCAGCUCGGGAUCACAUUGCCAUAUUCGGAGAGCGCUAUUAUUAUUUCGAAAGGCUCGUCCGACGUGUGUGGUACAUGGGCACCAUUGUCCGUAACGCAGGAGAUGUGCAGAGACCACUCUGAUCUGCAUGUCUUCCUAUCCGACCGGCUUUCUGAGUGGUUCCCGCCUUUGCAACAUAAUCAUCUUCGUACUACUACUUUGUUGGACCGUUGGCGGGGCUCCUUUGGCCAUGACUUCGAGUCGACCAGCCAGGCCACACGACGCUCACAAUCUGUCCAGCCGCUAGGCUUUUCUCAUCAAGAAUCAGUUGCGCCUUGGAACAGCGACGCUCCGUGGGAUUUCUUUGCUGCGAUCUCCUUGAUGCUGCCGCCCGUACCUGCCACGUCAUCGGAUGAGGUGAUUGCUGUGGCGGACACGCCGCUUAGUCCUACAGAAGAGGAGAUGUUCCGGGUGUUGUGCUCGGACUCUGAGUGGCAGACACCGCCGCCGGAGGCUCCGAUAUUGGAUGUGCAAGAGGACGAUGCGAAGGAGAUCGUUGAGAAUGCCGACGGUGCCGUGGAAAAUCCUCCUGAAAACCCCAAGGAGAAGGACACUGCACGCCUGCAACGACCGCUGCGGCGGUCCAAACGUGUUGCAGACGCGAUCGCAAAUCGUACGCGCAGGCGAUCUAGCAAGAGGGGCUCCCGAAGCUCGCUCUCGUAG